This is a messenger RNA of Trichogramma pretiosum, 2534 nucleotides long. Its product is annotated as proton-coupled amino acid transporter-like protein CG1139. Gene Ontology annotation, molecular function: amino acid transmembrane transporter activity. Gene Ontology annotation, biological process: amino acid transmembrane transport. NCBI's taxonomy places the organism in Eukaryota, Metazoa, Arthropoda, Insecta, Hymenoptera, Trichogrammatidae. Bases 394 to 1770 code for a protein of 458 amino acids. The transcript has 9 exons. The record is from RefSeq and is a predicted model, not a curated record. Gene Ontology annotation, cellular component: vacuolar membrane.
CACUCGAGGCGGCAUCGUCGUCGACUCUUUUCCUCCUCACAUUAGGCGCAGACGAGAGGCGGCCGGGAUCUCUCGAACAUCUCGCCGAGCUUUUUCGCCGCUCACUUUCUGACUGCUCGCGCUUUCUUCUUUUUUUUUCUUUUGACCGUCACGAUUAGAGAUUGGUUUAUUGCGAUUUUCAUCAUCGAUCGUUUUUCAUUAUCGCGGCUGUGAAGUGCCAUCUUCUAAAAAAAGUGAUCGUCUGCGUGUUCCACGUAUUUUCAUAGAAAAUUUACAUCAUCCACCCGAAAAAAUUACGUAUAUUUUCCAAGACUACAGAUGCCAAUUUUUUAAUUGAAAUACAUUUACUUAAGUUAUCAGAUUGAACUCGAAGCCAAUACCUACUUUCGCGACAUGGCGACUAAAAACGGAGAAGCUGUGACGAUGCAAGGAUUGCAAAAUUCCCUCAAGCUGCCCGCCGGUGGAAAAGCGCCCGAGCAGGUGCCAGGCAGUUUGGAGUCGCCCGAGUACGAUCCUCAUAAGCAUCGAAAUAGGCCACAUCCCACAACAAAUACCGAGACACUGAUACAUCUGUUGAAGGGUAGCCUGGGCACGGGCAUCCUGGCGAUGCCCAAUGCGUUUUGCAACAGUGGCCUGGUAACGGGCACCGUUGCCACGGUGCUGAUCGGCAUCUUAUGUACGUACUGUCUUCAUAUACUUGUGAAGGCUCAGUAUGAGCUUUGCAAACGUCUAAAAGUUCCUAUUCUCAAUUACCCGCAGAGCAUGAAAGUGGCACUCGAGCAAGGCCCUGCGAUUUUCAGGCCGCUAGCCAAGUAUGCUCCGGUUUUCGUCGACAGCUUUUUGAUUGUAUAUCAACUGGGAAUAUGCUGUGUGUAUAUUGUAUUCGUAGCAACGAACAUCAAGCAGGUAGCUGAUUACUACACUACGCCAAUAGACAUUAAAUAUCACAUGUUGAUAUUGUUGCUCCCACUGAUCUUGAUGAAUUACGUACGAAAUCUCAAGCUGUUGGCUCCGUUUUCAACGCUUGCGAACAUAAUUACGUUCGUCGGAUUGGGAAUGAUACUGGCCUACGUUUUCGACGAUUUACCUUCGAUAUCCGAGAGGGAAUUGUUCGGCUCCGUGAGAAAUUUUUCGCUUUACUUUGGAACCACGUUGUUCGCUUUGGAAGCAGUCGGCGUUAUAAUUGCGCUGGAAAACAACAUGAAGACUCCGCAAAAUUUUCGAGGCUGGUUUGGCGUGCUUAAUAUAGGAAUGUUUGUGAUAGUUCUUCUGUACAUCAUCGUUGGAUUUUUCGGAUAUAUUAAGUACGGUGCGGAUGCCGACGGUAGCAUCACGUUGAAUUUGCCUCAAGGAGAUGCAAUGGCUCAAGCUAUAAAGGUGAUGUUCGCCAUUGCGAUUUUCAUUACUUACGCGCUGCAAGCUUACGUACCUGUAGAAAUAUUGUGGACGACCUAUAUUGAACAUCGUAUGAAGAAAAACAAAUUACUGUGGGAAUACGUUUGUAGAACAGGGGUCACAAUUUUAACAUUUAUCCUGGCUAUCGCCGUGCCGCGUCUGGGCCUGUUCAUCUCUCUAUUCGGCGCCCUGUGCCUGUCCGCCCUCGGCAUCGCUUUCCCGGCCAUCAUCGAGAUCUGCGUCCUCUACCCCGACAAUUUUGGUCGCUUCAAGCUCGUCCUGCUCAAGGACAUCGGCAUCAUCAUUUUCGGCUGUAUCGGACUGAUCGUCGGCACGUACGUCAGCCUGGUCGACAUCGUUCACUCGUUCCAGUGAAGAGGUUUCCAGUGAAGAGGUUUCCAGUGAAGAGGUUUCCACUGUCACUGCCGCUGCUGCUGAUGCGACGACUUGUUGGUCGCCGUUGUUGGCCUGUAAGGAAAAAAAGAAAGAAAGAAAAUAAAUAUAAAUAAAAAUAUAUUACGAAAGUGCUAAACGCAACAAUCGAUACGUGGCGAGUAGCCUUAAGGAAGAGCACAUUUGUAUUGUUCUUUUGUAAUAAGCAAAUAAAAAAAAUCGGGCCGGGCUCCACGAGCAGGGCUGCAUAGUUGUAUAUGUACUGUAUUGCGUCAAAAAAAGACGUUACAAAUAAUAUUCAAGAAAGAUUAUAAUCACUCUCAUUAUUUAUUGCGCAAAGUGCGUCAAACGCACCGAGCAACGAAGUAGCAAAAGGCGUUAUAACUAUUCAAUUUUUGUUUUCGAAUUUAUGUGACGAAGAAAAAAUUAGUUUAUAAGAAUUUUUAAGGCGAGAGGCCUUUAUAUAGCUGUUAAGUAGUUCGUUUUUCGUAUAUUAUAAAUAUUAUUACUAUAUAUCACACAAACACACACUCUCAUGAAAGUAACGACGUGUAUACGCAAUAUUAUAUAAAUUGAAAAAUAUGCAUUUACAAGCUUGUCAAUGGAUUAUAUACAGAGAAGAGAACGAGAUUUUUUGCGGAAUUCAUUAUUUUUAGAAUCGAAUGGCCAUUUAUCCGAGUUAUGAAACUAUCUGGUAAUACGUUCAUAACGAAUGAAAAUGUAUAUAUAUUUCAAAAAUAAAUGGA